Messenger RNA from Fusarium vanettenii 77-13-4, 1026 nucleotides. RefSeq lists its product as uncharacterized. Gene Ontology annotation, molecular function: hydrolase activity. The transcript is spliced from 4 exons. The record is from RefSeq and is a predicted model, not a curated record. The coding region runs from base 1 to 1026 and encodes 341 amino acids. NCBI's taxonomy places the organism in Eukaryota, Fungi, Ascomycota, Sordariomycetes, Hypocreales, Nectriaceae.
AUGGCACUUGAUUCUGAAAUCAUUGAGAGUUCUCGGCCCGACCCAGAGUUUGAGCAGCUCGUCAAGAAUGCGGGCCCUCCACCGCUACCCAGCAAUGCCAGCAUACAAACGCUUCGAAGUUUAACAAACGGAAUCAAAACCAAGGCACGCGAAGCACUUGGUGACCCUCCUACCGGGUUGAUGGAGCGAGACAUUGAAAUAGCCGUUCGCGACGGCAGCAACAUCCUCGCCUACGUGUAUGCUCCUUCAAAAGAAACGUCAACAGAUGCUUUGCCAAUCCUGCUCUUCUUCCACGGAGGCGGAUUCUGCAUCGGCUCGCGCCACGACGACUUGGAGUCUAACAGAACCAUCGCCUCCAAGGCUGGCAUAAUCGUUGUCAGCGUUGAAUACCGCCUGGCUCCAGAGCAUCCUUUCCCUCAGGCUAUUCAUGACGGAUUCGAUGCAUUACAUUGGAUUGCCAAUAAUCCAAGUCGCGUACACCCAUCUGCAUCCCCAUCGGCAGGUCUCAUUGUUAGCGGGACUUCUGCAGGUGGGAGUAUUGCGAAUGCUGUUGUGUAUUUGAACCGCGAUCUAGGGUCUCCCGUCAAGGUGACAGGCCAACUUUUGAGUGUUGCACCUCUUCUUCCACCUCCUGUGGUUCCGAAGAGAUACCAAGACGACUAUGUCAGUCACGAACAGAACAGGGAUGUGGCUAUACCCUCAGAAGAGCUGGCCCGGUCAUUCAUUGCUGCUUACAAGCCAGACAAGACCUCGCCACUCUCAGUGCCCGCGAUUCACCCGUUAGGUCACGCCGGAAUACCUCCCACUUAUUUGCAAGUCUGCGGUCUUGAUGGUUUACGUGAUGAAAGCCUCAUCUAUGAACGGAUGCUCCGGCAAGAGAAUGGCAUUGCCACGCGCGUAGACCUCUAUCCAGGAUUGCCUCAUCACUUUUGGGAGUUUUUUCCUCAGUUGGCGAAGCAAAUCGAGAAAAGAACAGAUGAUACUGUUGAGGGAAUUCGGUGGUUAUUAGGAACUACUCAGGCAUAG